This is a messenger RNA of Penicillium pulvis, 1512 nucleotides long. Its product is annotated as MFS general substrate transporter. Gene Ontology annotation, biological process: transmembrane transport; dipeptide transport; allantoate transport. The record is from RefSeq and is a predicted model, not a curated record. NCBI's taxonomy places the organism in Eukaryota, Fungi, Ascomycota, Eurotiomycetes, Eurotiales, Aspergillaceae. Gene Ontology annotation, cellular component: plasma membrane. The coding region runs from base 1 to 1512 and encodes 503 amino acids. Gene Ontology annotation, molecular function: allantoate transmembrane transporter activity; dipeptide transmembrane transporter activity. The transcript has 5 exons.
AUGGCUGAGAUCCACUGCAACAGCCUCGCCAAAGAGGUGAUUGCUGAGAAAGGAAUCGAUCUGUCGCGUGUCAAGCCUGAAAUCAUAGUCGGUGACGUUUUGAAUAUUCAUGUCUCUGAGGAUGAGGAUAAAAAGGUCCUUAUGAAGAUCGACCGACACAUUCUUCCUCUUAUGGGGGUUUGUUACAUGCUUCAAUUCAUGGACAAAGUUACCCUCGGCUACUCCACUAAUUUGGGUUUAAUCAAGGACCUAGGGCUUCAUGGUAGUCAAUAUAGCUGGGCAAACUCUAUAUUUUUUUUCGGAUAUUUAGGAAUGGAAUUUGCCUUCUCUUAUCUUGCUGUUCGACUUCCACUUGGCAAAUAUUUGGCUACAACUGUGGUUAUUUGGGGAGUCAUUCUCGCGUGUCAUGCUGCAACUCAGAACUUCACUGGCCUAAUAAUCGCACGGUUCUUCCUUGGAGUGAUGGAGGCUGCUGUAGCCCCUGGAUUUUCUUUGAUUACCGGCAUGUUCUACAAGCGAAGUGAACAGCCCUCACGAAUGGCAUUUUGGUUUGCAGGCAAUGGAGCUGCCAACAUUUUCUCCGGUCUCAUCGCUUAUGGAAUAGGGAAUAUCUCUAGCCCCGUUGCAACUUGGCGUGUACUGUUCCUGAUACUAGGCUGCGUAACUGCUGCAUACGGCGUUGUGCUCCUCGUCUUCCUACCAGACUCUGUCAGCAAGGCACGCUUUCUCACUAUCGAAGAGAAAGAUAUUGUUCUACACCGUACGCUUGAGAACAAGACGGGCUUUAUGGAUGACGGGCAUUUCAAAAUCUCCCAAAUGCUUGAAGCGUUCCGAGAUCCGCAAGCCUGGCUGCUCUUUGCCUACCAAGUGGCCGUCAAUAUUCCUACCGGGGGCAUCUCAAGCUUUACCUCGAUCAUUAUUGAUGGCUUUGGCUUUUCAAUGCUCGAUUCUUUGCUCCUCCAGAUGCCCUUUGGUGUCGUUCAGCUGAUGGCACUAGCCAUAGGUGCCUGCGCGAGCCACUAUCUCAACAACAUACGAGUCACCCUGAUGCUCACCAUGGUCACGGUCUCUUUUAUUGGGAUAAUCUUGGUCAAUUUCUUGCCGAGUGCAAACUCGUACGGGAGGCUGGUUGGAAUUUGGAUGACUGCCGCCUUUUCCGCCAAUAUCCCUAUGUCUCUAAGCUUGAUCACCUCUAAUGUUGGCAGUAUGACGAAGCGUUCUACUGUAUCUAGUAUGCUGUUCAUUGCUUAUUGCACCGGGAACAUCAUUGGGCCGCAGUUCUUCUAUUCAUCGGAAGCACCAAAGUAUCCUACUGGUCUCCGAGCGACGCUUUCUGGUCUAGCUCUUGGUGUCUUCUUCCUUAUCUCACUACUCGGAUAUUACCUCUGGGAAAAUACUCGUCGCAACCAUACAUAUGGAUUCCAAACGGAGGCUUCAGAUGCGGAGAAUAUUGCCGACGAUUUUUCCAACUUGACGGAUAUGCAAAUCAAGAGCUUCCGAUAUGCAAUCUAA